ACGCAUACGACGACGAACGUGCUAGAAAGGUCCAAUCAACCGCACCAACGAUCCGUCACGAGGAGGAGGAGGAGGAGGAGGAUGCUGAAGGUCAAGUACAAGACGCUGCUGAGCAGGCAUUGGAAGAUCAUUUGACACGACAACUCAGUCACCCACCUUUUCUUGUCAAGACCAAGACACAAGAAGAAAAAGAAACGAUGCGACAGCAAUUUAAAAAGCAACAAGAACACCGACGGAAUCCAGCGAUAAGAGGACCUUAUGAAUGGAUAGGAAAACUCUAUGCACGCUUUUCGACGUCCUUUAUGUUGGAGAAUACAUCAUCCGUAGCAAGAGACCAUUUAGCAAACGAAAGGACAUUUUUGGCUUGGUUGAGAACGUCUUUAUCAUUGAUUACUGUGGGUGUAGCCAUUACACAGCUCUACCAUCUCACACCACAAACGGGCGGAGACAACACCAACCAAGUGACACAGGCGAAAAUAGGAAAGGCCUUGGGUGGUGUGUUUGUCAUUUUCAGUAUCGUCUUUUUGUACUUUGCCAAUGCUCGUUAUUUUCACACACAACUCGCCAUGACCAAAGGGCAAUUUCCAGCGAGUCGAGGCGCCGUCGUUUUUGGAUCCACAUGUAUCUUGGCUGUGUUGGUCGCUAUGUUUGUCGUUAUUGUCUCUGAUCUAAGAUAGACUGUCCUUGAGAAAGAGGGAUCCAAAAGGCACAUCCAUCCAUGCAUGCUGUGUUCUUUUGGGGUGUGUGUGUUGCUUGAUACAGGAUAAAGUAGCUCAGCGAGGGGGUCGAUCAAAGUACAUGCCCUUACGUCUAGACGGAGGAAGAGUGAGUGACUGAUCUGUAUAAAAAAUAAGAG
This is a messenger RNA of Mycotypha africana, 856 nucleotides long. RefSeq lists its product as uncharacterized. Bases 198 to 677 code for a protein of 159 amino acids. The transcript has 3 exons. The record is from RefSeq and is a predicted model, not a curated record. Lineage: Eukaryota; Fungi; Mucoromycota; Mucoromycetes; Mucorales; Mycotyphaceae.